Molecule: messenger RNA, 396 nt
Organism: Protopolystoma xenopodis
Lineage: Eukaryota; Metazoa; Platyhelminthes; Monogenea; Polystomatidea; Polystomatidae
Source: the annotation of a GenBank genome assembly
AUGGGAAAAAGGUGUGAGCAAAUGGAGGAAGAGGUCACUAGGACGACUGUGAGCGGGACUCGAACAAGCGGCCGGCAAAGUGCCGUCUCCGCGAGUGUUGACGAUCCGCCUGCGUGGCUGGCGCCUCGAGACGGCGUCGACGGGAGCGAAAUGCGAGAAAAAGAAUGGACAAUCGGCGGGGACAAAAGGAAAAAGCCAAUCAACACGUACUACUCACGAGUAGAAAGGAAAGCUCGGUCGCGUUGGGCAGCAUGCCUCGGGGGCCGAACUCGAAGACCCGAUCCAGGCUCCUCUGCACCUCGACGGCGGUCUGUUCUGGGGGCGGAAAAGACGAGAAAAAGGUACAAAAUAGGCCGACGACAGAAGGUUUCAAGUCAACAUUUUUUUGGUUUGUAA